GACAUGUUUGCUGCAUGAGUUUCACUUAGGCUGGAGGGGAGGAGUCUCUUUCACGCAGAUAAGCCUUCUAGAUGAAAGUGAAAAUAAGAAGAUCGGACACAAGAGUGUAACACCAACAUUAGAUGCCAAAACCCUCUGAUGUGAUGAUAACCACGCCAGUAUACCAGCAACAGCAGUAUGAAGUCUCCAAGUUCCUCAAGACCAAGCCACUGGCUCUGGGGAUUUUGGAAAUACUGAUAACCUUAUUGGCACUCGGUUUGAUGGUCCAUAAUGAGAGUUUUUAUGUUUUCUGGUCACCAAUCAUUUCCAUUAUAAUUGGAGCCAUAACAGUCUUGGCUGCUUACAAACGUAAACCACAUCUGGUCAAUAUCUCACAAAUGCUCAGCUAUGUCAAUUUAGCAAUAGCUGCUUUCUCCCUCCACUCUCACAUUCUUUAUGUUUUGAUCUUUCCGGAUGUGACCUACUAUGUCCUUAUCGCCUGUGAUAUUCUGAUCUUCAUCUUCUCUCUUGCUAUUGCUGUAACCUCCUGUUCCUGUUGCUGCAAUCCAAAGUCAACCCCUGUCAUGGUCAGUUAUGUGACCACAGAUAUGCCUGUCAACUGCAUCAUGCUAAUGGGUCAGCCGGACCCCUCUGCAGUGGUUCAGUCCGUUAAUUCAGUCAUGUACAUGCAGCCAGCAGCACAUGGCUUAGUCACACUUGCUCCUCUGCCAAAUUAUGGUUUUGUCCCCAAUGCAUCUCCACCAAUCUACAGUCCAGUGCCAACUACACCUCCACCCAGUUACGACAAACUCCCAGAUGCACCUCCACCAAACUUUGGUCCAGCUGCAAGUGCACCUCCACCAGCAUAUGAGUAUGAAGAUUUACAGACCAGAAGAUGAACUAGAUCUCAGACACAAAAGGGAAUGUGUGAAGUUAUGGUGUUGGAUUAUGGCGAAUGGAAAACCAAAAAUUAUAUUUAAGUUUGUAAAUCAAAUGAAUGGGAAACAUACAUCACAGGAUGAGAAACACAUUUCAUUAAGUUUCAUUCGCCCAAAUGUUUAAUGUACCAUUUGAUAUGAUUUUACUGAAUACACUGUUUUUUUUUCUUUUUUUUAAGUGCAGUUUUUUGCACAUUAGACAGCACAAUGGAAAUUUUACUUGAUUGAUUCAAAUCAGCAUUUCUUAACAUUUACAAUCCUAUCAAACAGUGUUCAGUGUGUACUUUUAAAGAAAAAGUUAUCUUUAAAUUUGUAUCACUCAAACAAGUGGUUUGCACAGUCAACUUAUAAAUUUACUAUUUAUUAACCUCUAUAAUAAUUAUCUCUUGAAAAUAGACUGACAAAUGAGUUUAUAUUAAAUCAGUUUUUAACCUGUCUUGCCACAAGAGGUGCUAUUUCCAGCCCAUCACAACAGACAUUAUUUCUAGCACAGCAUGACCUGUUCAAAAAUAUUUCAGAAGAUCUGAAAACAAAGCAUUGCAUAUCCACAUUUACACUUUACCUCAGCACUGAAGCAGAGGAAGAUGGGUUUAGAUGACCAAAAUACUUAACUACACUGUGGGUCU
Molecule: messenger RNA, 1543 nt
Organism: Carassius carassius (crucian carp)
Lineage: Eukaryota; Metazoa; Chordata; Actinopteri; Cypriniformes; Cyprinidae
Product: protein shisa-5-like
Exons: 8
Coding region: 123-878 (251 amino acids)
Source: RefSeq, a predicted model, not a curated record